This is a messenger RNA of Prunus persica (peach), 690 nucleotides long. RefSeq names its product rab escort protein 1-like. Gene Ontology annotation, biological process: protein geranylgeranylation; vesicle-mediated transport; small GTPase-mediated signal transduction. Gene Ontology annotation, molecular function: GDP-dissociation inhibitor activity. The transcript is spliced from 6 exons. The coding region runs from base 1 to 690 and encodes 229 amino acids. Lineage: Eukaryota; Viridiplantae; Streptophyta; Magnoliopsida; Rosales; Rosaceae. The record is from RefSeq and is a predicted model, not a curated record. Gene Ontology annotation, cellular component: Rab-protein geranylgeranyltransferase complex; cytoplasm; cytosol.
AUGCAGGCUUUGGAAACGCCAGUUAUUUCUGUGCUUAUGGAUAAGGAUAGUGGACAAUAUAAGGGUGUUAGAUUAGCAUCAGGGCAAGAUUUGUUUAGCCAUCAACUUGUUUUGGAUCCAACCUUCACGGUUACAUUGGCACCAACUUCAUCUCCACCAAACCUUCUACGAGAAGAUCUUCAAGUUUUAAGUGUGAAAGAUGAUAAAGGAAAGGUGGCUAGGGGAAUAUGUAUUACAGCCCGUUCCUCGAAGCCAGAUAUAUCAAAUUGUGUGCUUGUAUGUCCUCCUAGAUCUUUGUGCCCUGAACAGGAUACCUCAAUCCGGAUUAUCCAGAUAUGUGGCAGUUUGGAAACGGGUGUUUGUCCAAAGGGCAUGUUUCUGCUGUACUUUUCUGCUUUAUGCGAUAAUGCUGAGCAAGGAAAAAUGUUGCUACAUGCAGUCCAGAAUGCUCUUCUCACACUUCCUAUGUCUGGAAAUCCUGAAAGAGCUUCCACAGUUCAAAGUGAAAAAGCAGAAGUAAAACCCAACUUACUUUGGAGCACGUUGUAUAUUCAGGAGCUGACUCUGGAUCAACAUGAUUUUCUUAUUUCAACUACCAUGCCAGAUGGAAAUCUUAGGUACAAUGAUCUGUUAGAUGCAACUGUGCUGGUUCUUGAGGGAGUAGCGUUCGCGGUGCAAAGAGGAUUGUGA